Messenger RNA from Strigops habroptila (Kakapo), 3792 nucleotides. It is a transcript of the gene TMEM184B, whose product is annotated as transmembrane protein 184B. Gene Ontology annotation, biological process: transport. Lineage: Eukaryota; Metazoa; Chordata; Aves; Psittaciformes; Psittacidae. Gene Ontology annotation, molecular function: transporter activity. The record is from RefSeq and is a predicted model, not a curated record. The transcript is spliced from 10 exons. Bases 400 to 1656 code for a protein of 418 amino acids.
AUAAGACUCUGGCAGACUAACAAGGCCAGGACACAGCAGAAUAGCUAGUACUUUUGUGGAAAGUAGAGUUGCUAAGUUAGGUGUGCCUGUCGGCUUCCAGUAUGGAUGAUUUAGAUACUUCCUUCUAUCUUAGGUGAAUACUGUAUUCAUCUUGUUCUUAAACGUUUUUUGUUGCAGAAGGGUGGUGACAGUGGUGGUGGCAGUGUUUUAUGAUCUCGGGGAAGCUGUGUUGUGAGAGGUUCCCGAGGACCGCAUGAUUUGUUGUAUCACGAGGGCUGGCACUGGCAGACUUACCCAGGUCCUGUUUGUAAAGCAUGUGAGCAGCCUGAUGAAAGGCAUAUCUUGGCUUGUGGGUGACUCUUUAGCAAUCCCAACUGGAACCUCACACCAAAAGGCACCAUGAUAGUGAUGACUGACGUCAGUGCAGCCCCCAGAUUGGGGUCAACUGCCACCACUCCAGCUGUGGCUCCCAACUUCUCCUGGAUGCCGGAGGAUGGCAGCCCCACGGCUGUGGAGCAGCCAGUAUUCCUCAUGACCACUGCUGCUCAGGCUAUCUCAGGUUUCUUUGUAUGGACAGCUUUGCUCAUCACCUGCCAUCAGAUCUACAUGCACCUUCGCUGCUAUAGCUGCCCAAAUGAACAGCGCUACAUUGUUCGGAUCCUCUUCAUUGUGCCCAUUUACGCCUUUGACUCAUGGCUCAGUCUCCUGUUCUUCACCAAUGACCAGUACUAUGUUUACUUCGGCACAGUGCGGGACUGCUAUGAAGCCUUUGUAAUAUACAACUUUCUCAGCCUCUGCUAUGAGUACUUGGGAGGGGAGAGCUCCAUCAUGUCUGAGAUCAGAGGGAAACCAAUUGAGUCCAGCUGUGUAUACGGGACUUGCUGCCUGUGGGGAAAGACCUAUUCUAUUGGAUUCCUGAGGUUCUGCAAACAGGCUACCCUGCAGUUCUGUGUGGUGAAGCCUCUCAUGGCAAUCAGCACAGUCAUCCUUCAGGCCUUUGGCAAGUACCAGGAUGGUGACUUUGAUGUAACCAGCGGCUACCUCUAUGUGACGAUCAUCUACAACAUCUCUGUCAGCCUGGCACUGUAUGCCCUCUUCCUUUUCUACUUCGCCACACGUGAACUGCUUAGUCCCUAUAGCCCAGUCCUCAAGUUCUUCAUGGUGAAGUCUGUCAUCUUCCUGUCCUUCUGGCAAGGGAUGCUGUUGGCCAUCUUGGAAAAGUGUGGUGCCAUCCCCAAAAUCCACUCUGCCAAUGUGUCUGUGGGUGAAGGCACAGUAGCUGCUGGGUAUCAGGACUUCAUCAUUUGUGUGGAGAUGUUCUUUGCAGCCAUCGCCCUGCGCCAUGCCUUCACAUACAAGGUGUAUGUGGACAAGAGACUUGAUGCCCAAGCUGUUCCAUCAUAUGGGCCAUACGGUCGCUGUGCUCCCAUGAAGAGCAUCUCCAGCAGCCUCAAGGAGACCAUGAACCCCCACGACAUUGUCCAAGAUGCGAUCCACAACUUCUCCCCAGCCUACCAGCAGUACACCCAGCAGUCGACGCUGGAGCAUGGUCCCCCCUGGCGCAAUGGCAGCCACGUUAUCUCGCGCUCCCAUAGCUGCUCGGGUGCCCGUGACAACGAGAAGACCCUCUUGCUGAGCUCCGACGAUGAAUUUUAGGAGGGGAAGCUGCCAGCACAGGCUGUCAUUUUCCUUCUUCUGUUGAUUUUGUGGUUCUUUUUUUAAUUUAUUGAAGCAGAAACACACAGGUCAUAUCACAUCCUAGAGAGUGCAGAUUGCAGAAAUGGGCACUUCCCAUUAGCUUUUGUGGGCAUGGACAUGACGAGCGGUGCGGAGGUGGGGGAAUGGCCAAGACACUGUUCUCGAGCCCAUUCCUUACAGCAGCAAUCGACUGGAAUCAAUUGAAGCAGAGCUCCAGGGUUUAGGGCUCUGGCUUCCCACACCUCCCCAGCUUGGUGUGGACUGUGACUGGCCAGAGCCUGAAGUUGUGGCCAAAAAUGUUUUUGUGGUUUUUUCCAACUGGAUAACCUGACUGCUUUGUAUUCCUCUUCCUGAAUGGUUGAUGUAGGCAGAGUUUUCUCCCCCAGCUCCCUGGUACUAACAUCUGUAUGGUCCUUGGGACAUGCGAUAACAGUGCAGCGAUAAGCAUUCCUGAGGACCAGACCGGAGACUGGUCUCUCUAUAGCCAUUGCCUUGAAUGCUUAGAAAGGAACAUCUACCCCCACCCUCUACUCACCUAGUUGUGCGGUCCUGUACUUGAGCGAGCAGGGGAGUAAAAGACAGGACUUUUGUCCUGUUCCUCUGCACCCUGCAUCCCCCUUGCUCCCCAUCAAAGCCGAUACUUGUUGAAGCUCAGCAAGGAUGGAAUUGCUGUCUCACAAUGGCAGGGUUUUCUAAUCGCCAGGUGUCUAAGCUUCUCAUCUCCCCUGCAUUCUGGUGGCAAGAAGCCUCCCUGGAGCAUCUGUCUCCCACUGACAAGACUGAGGAUUGGCUGUGAUAGCUGAUGGAAGUUUGUAGAGCUCUGGCCCUUUCAUCCCUCUGUGGGAAAGGAAGAUAUGUAAACACUAGAACCCUUUUUCCUCUUGUUUCCUGUCCCCCACUGGCAUAGCUGCCCCUCUUAAAGGUGUGGAUUGCACCAGGUAGCUGCCUGAGCAGGUCCUGGUCUUGCAGGUAGCUCUCCCCACACAGGUCAUCACUGACUUCCCCUUUGAGCUGCACAAGUUUUGCCCUUAGGCCAGAAGGGAUGUUGCACACUCCUUUGCUUUUUAUCUCCAUAGCUGUUCCAGGCCAAACUGGAGCAGACUUGAAGCCUGACAUGAUCUGUCUGGUUCAAGUUGUCCCUCUUAGUUUUCCAAGCAGCAGUUUCUCCUGCACAUUUCACAGGCCCUGCAGCAACUGCAGUGUUACCAAGGAUGGAGCCAGCAUCCACAGGAGUGGGAAAAGAAGCUUCCCCUUGCUUUGUUGGGUUUUGGAUGGGCCCCUAGGUAUUUAGUGGAGCCAAAAUAGAAGUGAUCCCUCUGUAGAUCUGUCCAGGGACCAGGAAAUGCCUCUUGCUUGCUUAAAAUUGUCUAGGGUAGGAGCAGGGAAGCACACUCAAGUACUGCAGAUCAGAUGCCCCAUACCUCCAUACAGGAAGCAAAUGGAGGGGUUGGAGCAAGGUGCUGUGUUCUUGGCUGCAGUUUCUCUGUUCCUCUGCUGCUUGAUGUGUAUCGUGCUGCCAGCAGACCUGUGCAUUCCCAGAUUGCCCCUCAUUGCUCUGUUGGGAGCACAGGGGUCUGGUUUACUGGCUGGAGUUCACCUUUUCUCUUGUAUCCUAAUCUGUGUGCUUGCUCAUUCACUUUCUCAGCAAGCGACUGUGAGUGAAGAGCAUCUCAUUUCCUCAGCACCCCUGCCAGAAGCCUGUGGUCAGGAGCAGGAGGAAAAAGGCUUGAAGAGAGGCAGGUUUGCUCCCUGUCAUGAGGAUAAGAUAGGAGAAGGCUUAAGGACAAUAUCAGGGCAGUGUCUCCUUCUGUACUCUGUGUCUGGGAGGGUGGUGAGGUGGGUGUUAGCACCAGUGCUGUUGAGGGAGCUGGAGGCAGGGCCAGUGGAUCCAGCAGCUUCUCUGCUGCUGGAGUUCCCCACUUGAACACCUCCUGUGAUGCCAUGCAGUUCAUUACUGCUUUUCCUAAACCUGUCGCUGGUUAAACAGGCACACAAAUGCUGGCUGCCAGGCUCUAUGGGGGCUUGGUGUAAAACUCCUUUUCCUCACGACUGAAAAGCAGGACUGAAGAUCGAUUGAAUGGGCUUUCCUUAUAU